Molecule: messenger RNA, 1962 nt
Organism: Dreissena polymorpha
Lineage: Eukaryota; Metazoa; Mollusca; Bivalvia; Myida; Dreissenidae
Product: gamma-aminobutyric acid receptor-associated protein-like 2
Exons: 4
Coding region: 130-486 (118 amino acids)
Biological process (GO): autophagosome assembly; cellular response to nitrogen starvation; autophagy of mitochondrion
Cellular component (GO): autophagosome membrane; cytosol; autophagosome
Molecular function (GO): ubiquitin protein ligase binding
Source: RefSeq, a predicted model, not a curated record
AUCUUCCGGUACAGUUUUGUCCAUUCCUAUCUGUGACGUAACUUUCCAAAAUACAACAGCGAUUGUUAGUGUCUUCGGAGAUAAACAAAAACAUCAAAUUUUAUACUCCGUUCGUCGUAUAUAUUUAAGAUGAAGUUCAAAUUUAAAGAAGAACAUACAUUUGACCAGCGACGAGCUGAAUCAACCAAGAUUAGAGAUAAGUAUCCUGAACGCAUACCAGUCAUUGUAGAAAGAGAUCCAAAGUCACAAAUUCAGGAUAUUGACAAGCGAAAAUUCUUGGUUCCCAAUGACAUAUCAGUGGCACAAUUUAUGUGGAUUAUACGCAAAAGAAUUCAGCUGCCAUCAGAAAAAGCCAUCUUCUUGUUUGUUGAAAAGGUCCUUCCCCAGUCCAGUGCCAGCAUGGGUCAAGUAUAUGAAGAGCAUAAGGACGAAGAUGGUUUCUUGUACAUUGCAUACAGCGGUGAAAAUACUUUUGGACGAUGCUGAAACAGACAUUUACAUUUGUUCUCUUGCUUUCAUGGAUAUUGUGUUUUGUUUACAGUUACUGAUCACUUGAUUUUUCAAUUUCGUCAGAUUUUUUCACUGUUAAAAACUUUGUUAGAUUGAAACUUUUCGUGUUUUGAUUUUGUAUUAAAGGAAGAUUUUUUGCAGUUAACAGUUUUACUUGCUUAUCACCCUUUUUAUUUGCUGAAUGUUUGCUGAUGUCAAUGUUAUUUCUAUUUGGUGAUAGGGGUUAAAGCACUUGUAUAAUCAUAUAAUUAUACACUUUGUAUUUACAUUCAGUUGUUGUCACGCCCUUAUUAUCAGAAUUAAAACACAUGGAAUGCUAGCAUCUAUUUCAAAGAAGAUUUGUACAGAUCAAAGGCGCAGUAAAGCUUACAUAUUGUGUAGGUAGCAUUGUAAUUUCUGGAUUAUGUAUUUAUCAAUAGUUGACAGACCUAUUAGGCUUGUUUAUACGAAUUAAGGAUUAUAUAAAUGACAUAAUGCUAAAAUUUGCAUAAAUGAUUUUUUGUCACAAUUUAUGUAAUAUUAUUUUUUUGUUCUGGAAUUACAUAAUUGAAUGAUUUGAAUUGUUGGUCAUAAAAAAAGAGGUAUUAAUUCUUAAACUUGUUUUGUUUACCAGUACACGAUUUUUAUAAAAUGUCUGUAUAAAAAAGUAUACUAGGGAUUUAGCCAAACUAAAAGAAUGGCAUGGUUUUGAUAAUGACAGUGCGACCUGUUUUGUGAAAAUUCGUUGGAUGGUUACAUGUACAUGUUCAAAUAGUACGUGACUGAAUUAUGAUGUUUCCACCUAAAUACUUAUAUUCAAUUAUAUAUUCAGAAUAAUGCCAUGAGGUGCCCGGAAUGUUCUUUUUGCAUGAAUAAAUUAAUCUUCAUAUCAAUUAAUUCUGUAUGUUACUCUAUACAUAAAUACAUAUGUAUAAAAAGAAGUGUCCCGCCAAUUCCAUUCUGAUUUAGCUAAAUCCCUAGAGGUAUAUACUUGUUCAUCAUUUCACCAAUUUAAUAAACUUAAUAAUUACCUGUUAAAACAUACUAAUUUAAACUAUUAAUAUUUACAUUUAAUGUUCAUCGCAGUCUGGCAGAUUUUUACAUUGAUAUUUUCCAAGGCAAGUGUUGAAUUAAAAAGCAAUAAUUUGAACAAUAUGGUAAACUAAACAAUGUAAACUAUUUAAUUCUUUGAUAUACACAAAAUAGCCAUGACACCCUACUAAAAAGUUCUUUCUUUUUAUAAAGCAAUUUUGUGUAAAGAUGUUGCAGUACGUUUUUGCUAUUUUUUGCGCUUCUACACUCGAUGCCACUCAAUGCAAUCAAUGCGUAUGUCUUGUUGCUUUUAAUGGCCCAUUACUAUGCAGAAUGUUUAUAAGGUGUUUGUGGACAACUCAUUUUUAACAUUUUCUAUGGGAUAUUAUUGAAGGAAAACAUUUUUACCCAUUUGUUGAUACAAAUAAACGUUGAAAAGUU